AUGGGAUCAUUUCCUGGCGUUGGUGGCUCAAUGAGUGGAAUUGAUCCGUCCUUACUACAGCAAGCCUGUGCUUCCGGAGAGCAGCAAUACUGCUCAACACAAUCAUCGGCAGGUUGUACUGACAUGCAGUUUAAAUAUACAUGUCCAAAAACAUGUGGACUUUGCAAUGGCUAG
Molecule: messenger RNA, 174 nt
Organism: Meloidogyne enterolobii
Lineage: Eukaryota; Metazoa; Nematoda; Chromadorea; Rhabditida; Meloidogynidae
Source: the annotation of a GenBank genome assembly